Molecule: messenger RNA, 1467 nt
Organism: Neoarius graeffei (lesser salmon catfish)
Lineage: Eukaryota; Metazoa; Chordata; Actinopteri; Siluriformes; Ariidae
Gene: tekt4
Product: tektin 4
Exons: 6
Coding region: 1-1314 (437 amino acids)
Biological process (GO): cilium movement involved in cell motility; cilium assembly
Cellular component (GO): nucleus; sperm flagellum; microtubule cytoskeleton
Source: RefSeq, a predicted model, not a curated record
AUGUCUGCUCUAGUUUUACCUGCGCGUCCCCGUUACGGCGCGCUCCCGGAGGAAACCCUAAACCAGUCCACUUACUCCGGUACUUCCGCUGCUCUGGCGACGGCCGGUUACCGUUCAGCUCAGUACACCCCGGAUGAGUGGAUUGCCAACAAUCGCGCGGCGCUGAACCGGGCCGCCGCAGACAGCGCGAGCGCCGAACAGAUCCAGCGCGCGUCCAGAGCGCUGCGGGCGGAGACCGAGGCCACCGCGGCGCUCCGCCAGACGGACGGCACCAGGCACCUGGGCGCGCGCCUGCAGGACAUCCACUUCCGGAGGUCGGAGCUGGAGCGGCACAUCACGCGCCUGCUCACGGACACCGAGCGGCUCGCGACGCUGAAGCGGAGGCUGGAGAAAGCGCUGCACGCGACCGAGAUCCCGUUCGCCAUCGCCACCGAUAACCUCACGUGCAGAGACAGACGAACCGGACCGGACCGCGUUCAAGACCGAGUGCAGGAAGAACUUCUCAAAGAAGUGGAUCUGAUUAAGAGCGUCCAGGCUCUGUUGAAGAAAACUCUGGAUCAGACAGUCAGUCAGAUCAGGCUAAACAGGAAUGCUCAGCAGGUUCUGGAGCUCGACUGGUCCGAUAAACAUGAAGCCUACAGUCUGGAUGAUCAGUGUGGACGCUAUUGCAACACCAGCACAAACACACAACAUUAUGCCAACUCUGCUACUGCACAGCAUCAAGUGUGUGAUGUAGAUGGCUGGAUGAGGUUCACUCAGAGUAAUGUGGCUCAGGCUGAGCGUGAGGAGGAGGCGAGUGCGGCGCUGUGUGUGUUGUGUGAGUGUGUGCUGCAGGAGACGGCUGGGGACCUGCAGGAGCAAAGCGACGCCGUGAGCAAAGCCUUCACACAGCGCUGCCACGAGCUCACACACGCCAAGAGCCAGCUGGAGCUGCAGCUUAAACAGGUACUGGAGCAAAUCGGUUCUCAGGAGCAGAACAUCAGCUCUCUGCAGCAGGCCGUGUUUGAUAAAGAGGCUCCUCUGCGUGUGGCUCAGUCACGACUGCACUCCAGAGCACAGAGACCCAACAUGGAGCUGUGCAGAGACCAGCCUCAGAUCAGUCUGCUCGGUGAGGUGGAGCAGAUCUCGGGCAGUGUGUGUGCUCUACAGCAGCAGUUGUGUGAGGCGCGUGAUUCUGUCGCUCGGCUGGAGGAGAGCAGGAUGCUGCUGGAGAAAGACAUCGGCUGUAAAACACACUCACUGCUCAUCGACCGGGAGAAGUGUCUGAAACACCGUACACUCUACCCCGCCGUGCUCACGCUGUCCGGAUACUGACACACACACACACACACACACACACACACACUUUUCAAUGCAUUCAUAAAGGCUCUGAUUGAUUUGGUUUGCUGUUUUCUUUCAUUCUAUUGUGUUUUACACUGUAAGUGAAAAAACAAAUUUUUGGGGCGGAGUCAAUGAAAAUUAAUUAAU